This is a messenger RNA of Callorhinchus milii (elephant shark), 1446 nucleotides long. It is a transcript of the gene slc25a4, whose product is annotated as solute carrier family 25 member 4. The record is from RefSeq and is marked provisional. Lineage: Eukaryota; Metazoa; Chordata; Chondrichthyes; Chimaeriformes; Callorhinchidae. Gene Ontology annotation, biological process: mitochondrial ATP transmembrane transport; mitochondrial ADP transmembrane transport. Gene Ontology annotation, cellular component: mitochondrial inner membrane. Gene Ontology annotation, molecular function: ATP:ADP antiporter activity.
AUCGCCCACGUCCUGAGCCGCUGCGGAGUGUCGCUGCAGAACGCGCGGACUGGUCACUGGCACCGCAGCUCCGGGCGCCCUCUCUCUCUCUCUCUCUCACACACACACACACACUCCCCCCACCGCAGCACAGAGAUGUCUGACUACGCGAUCAGUUUCAUGAAGGACUUCCUGGCCGGCGGGGUGGCCGCUGCCAUCUCCAAGACCGCAGUGGCGCCCAUCGAGAGGGUCAAACUGCUGCUGCAGGUCCAGCAUACCAGCAAGCAGAUCACAGCAGAAAUGCAGUACAAGGGGAUCAUAGACUGCGUGGUUCGGAUUCCCAAGGAGCAAGGAUUCAUCUCCUUUUGGCGCGGGAACCUGGCCAACGUGAUCAGGUAUUUCCCCACCCAGGCUCUCAACUUCGCUUUCAAGGACAAGUACAAGACAAUUUUCCUGGGGGGAGUUGAUCAGAAAAAGCAGUUCUGGCGUUACUUUGCUGGUAACCUGGCGUCAGGAGGGGCGGCUGGAGCCACUUCCCUGUGCUUUGUGUACCCGCUGGACUUCGCCAGGACCCGGUUGGCAGCUGAUGUGGGCAAAGGCGCCAGCGAGCGAGAGUUCACCGGUCUGGCCAACUGUCUGAGCAAGAUCUUCAAAUUGGAUGGCCUGAAAGGGCUGUACCAGGGCUUCAGCGUCUCUGUCCAGGGGAUCAUCAUCUACCGGGCCGCUUAUUUCGGAGUGUACGACACUGCCAAAGGAAUGAUGCCGGAUCCCAAGAACGUGCACAUUUUCGUGAGCUGGAUGAUCGCCCAGUCUGUGACUGCAGUUGCUGGUCUUGUGUCCUAUCCAUUCGAUACCGUCCGUCGUCGUAUGAUGAUGCAGUCAGGUCGUAAAGGAACUGAUAUUAUGUACAAGGGCACAAUGGACUGCUGGAAGAAGAUUGCAAAGGAUGAAGGAUCUAAAGCUUUCUUCAAAGGUGCUUUGUCCAAUGUGAUAAGAGGAAUGGGCGGUGCUUUUGUACUUGUAUUAUAUGAUGAAAUCAAGAAAUAUACUUAAGGUUCAAAAGACCACUGACGAUUAUUCAAAGUUAGAAACCUGUAAUAUAUUGUAACAGAACACUGUUUUUAACAACUGACCUUGUGGAAACCUGUCGGUAGGUCUGAGUAUAAGCAGUUGUAAGUUGGGGAGAUACAACAGAUAGGAAAAUUAUUUAUAUUUUAAGAGUCACUUUUUAGCUAUGUCAGUCACAUACACAAUUCCUUAGCCUUUUCCAAGGAAAUGACCUACUUUAUAAACAUGGUUAUCAGUAUUAUUUUCAGGAGAUGGAAGAUGGAGAUGAAUUCUAUAUUUAAGACAUGUGGUCCAGGUUAUACAGAUAUGUAUAUUGUUGAGCAUCGUCUCUUACCAAAUCAAAUGUAUCUAUUAAGACUGCUAAUACAUAGUUUCCAAUAAAAAAUCCUGUCUUGAAUU